Molecule: messenger RNA, 1387 nt
Organism: Annulohypoxylon maeteangense
Lineage: Eukaryota; Fungi; Ascomycota; Sordariomycetes; Xylariales; Hypoxylaceae
Exons: 4
Coding region: 447-1019 (190 amino acids)
Source: RefSeq, a predicted model, not a curated record
CUCUUUUUGGAACUCGCCUGUUCUCAUAUUUAUCCCGCGCCUUCUCAAAUUUUCCCAGCUGGAUCCCCAAUGGGCACCUUCAUCAAACAACACUAAACAGACUCUGCGGACGUCAACUCCUGCGAACCCCUGUCAUCCGUAGCUACCUACAUGUAGGUUAAUAAUUAAGUCAGGUACAACCCACACACUUUCUGCCGGCCUGCCCUUCUGAUAAUAUUACGUACCCCCAUCUCCGUUUUCUUCUUCGCACUUCAUCCGAAAGCUCACAAAUCUUCUCUUCGAUCUCAUCUUUCCGUCCAUAGUCCGGAUCAUCAUCUCUUUCCCAAAGACAUCUUAUCUACAUCUACAUUUACACAUUUUGGUUCGCCCAACCAAUUUGUCGUUUAACCCCAUCCAUCCAUCACAUACGCCGAUCGACUUCCUACUUAGGUAGCUCAAUCGCAAACAUGUUCACCACCAGCGUCGCCGUCGCCGCGCUCUCCGCACUUAGUCUCGUCUCCGCUCAAGCGAACUCUAACUCGACUUUUACUAUUAACCCAACCACAGUCGAUAUCUCUGAUCGGGUUGCUUGGUGCCAAGGACAGACAGAUAGCUGUGGCACGAUUUGCGGUACCGCGAUCAACAAUGCCUGCUCAACCGAUACGUUAGAUUUUACAUGUCAGUGCCAGGGUGGCAAUUACCCCGAUAUGAACAAAUUCGAGAAUGCGAUGCCCUGGUUCGUUUGCGAGAGACUUCAAAGCAACUGUAUCACGCAGGAGGAGAACAACGCUGCCGGUCAGAAGAACUGCACUACAACGUUUGGCGAUAAGUGUGGUACGGAAAGUGUGUCGGCUCACGCUGGCGAGGGAGCGACAACUAGCAGUAGCAGUUCUGCGGCACCGAGCAGAAGUGCUACUGCUGCUUCCAGCUCCGCCGCAGCGAGCUCAACAUCUCAUGCCGCAGCCGUCCCUACGAACAUUCAGUAUCUCGGAAACGGUGCUGCAGCUGUUGCUGUCGGCCUGUUCGCUUAUAUGCUCUAGGAGUAGUAUGAGCGUAGGUUGAGUAAUUGCAUAAGGAGUUUAUUAAAGAAAAUCAUGGUUGCUGAUGGAAUUGCUAUAAUGGCGCUGCCGUUCCUUUCUUGUACAUUUCGACAUCCGCAGCACUCAAACUGAUCCACCGGACUGGACAUGUCACGUUGCACGUGACAAACCCAAAUCACGAGGAGACGAAUCGAGUAUUAAUGAUUUAAUAUAUGUCGGUGGAGAUUUUAAUGUUUAAGUGAUAAGAGCAUGGUGCUGAGAUCAGAGUCGCAUGGCGGUUGUGGUUAGUAGGAGACUAACAAAACCCGCAAGCUAGUUACAAUAGCACACCACAAAGCAGGCAUAGAACAAUACAAUUGAUCAAACAA